Molecule: messenger RNA, 978 nt
Organism: Fonsecaea erecta
Lineage: Eukaryota; Fungi; Ascomycota; Eurotiomycetes; Chaetothyriales; Herpotrichiellaceae
Exons: 2
Coding region: 1-978 (325 amino acids)
Source: RefSeq, a predicted model, not a curated record
AUGGCGAUUCUACUGCUCCUCAUCGCCCUGGCAGCGCCCAUUACUUCGAUCAGACAGCAUGAGGGCCGGGCCCAUUUCCACCCUAAAGAACGUCGACAGCAGCCCGUCUCGCCCUUCCAGGGUUUGGGAGUGCUGGCAACCUCGGCUCCUGUCGCUGCAGCCUCCACCACCGCGUCAACGACGCCCACAAUAUCCUCCUAUGUCUUUCCCACGACGGUGAUUCAAGUAUCCGUUGCGACAGUGUGUCCCGACACACCGGCUUCAUCGGCAAUAUUCCCCAUCCUUCCCGUCUCUUCGUUGGCAUCCGUGGUGGGAGCCAACACGACGCAAGGCUGGAUCACUAACAGCUCAACUUACAUGCCCAUUCGAGUCAAUGUCACCGCCCUGCUUCCAAAUGGGAAUACAACCGUCUUCUUGUCUACCAGCACGACGCAGGUGCUCCCGACGACCACCACAGUCACGACACCUCCCCUCGGACCAGAAACAGCUCGCAUAGUUUUGGACAAGAAUGGAUGUCAGACGGUAUACAGUGCAAAGACGACAGCGUGGUGCAGUACGACUGUGCAGGCAGCUGGAUUGCUACCCGUUCCCGUGACUGACUGCGAUCAACUUGUUACGUUCUCCAGCCAGAGACUUGGUGGAUGCUCUACCACCACCCCCGGAUCAAGUCCCUUCGGUUCGUCCCUCUCUCCAGUGGAGACAAAUGAGCCUAUGGCAUUCUAUGUCGCCCAUUGGUACGACCUCAUACGAGGUCCCAUUCCCUCCGUCGUCCAAGUCCAAGAUUGUCUCCCUCUCUCCACCGGGUGGAACUGCAUCACGUCAAGUGAAAGCUGGGACGUGGUGACUGCCACGAGCACCACCCGCCGUGAUCGCCUCCGGAACGUGGACGGUCACCACCACGUUAUCCUUCGAAUCGACUCUUACGACGACCACAGUGAUUACUUCAUCCGCGAUCAGUCGACAUCAGCUCGGGGGUAA